GGCUGAAGAAAGGUUUGUGUUUUUAAGCAUUUAAAUCGGUACAACACGUUUAGGAAAUUGUUGUGGUUUUUAAAAUGAAUUCAGCGUUAUUGAAGGACAGGUUGUCCAAUCACCCAGAAAAACUCCUGGUGAAUCAACUGAGAUCUACGUGACACUAUUAUAAAGAUGGCGUUUAUUAAAGAGGAGAGUGAAGACAUGAAGAUUGAAGAAACAUUCAGAGUGAAACAAGAAGAUACUGAGGAACAAACAGAUCGGAUGGCACUGAAAGAUGAGAAUGAAUUACUAGAUGAAAUGGAAAAGAAAGAUCAGUAUGAAAAACAUGAUUUCAUAAGUGGAAAAAAAUCAUUUAGUAACUCAGAGACUGAGAAUACUUCCUCUCAAAAAGGAUCUCAAAAGACUGGAACUACACGCUAUUUUACCUGCCAACAGUGUGGAAAGAGUUUCAAUCAACAUGGAAGUCUUACUGUCCACAUAAGAAUUCACACAGGAGAAAAGCCUUUCACAUGCAAACACUGUGGAAACCGUUUCAAUCAACGUCGAAACCUUAUAGUCCACAUGAGAGUUCACAAUGGAGAGAAGCCUUACACCUGCCAACAGUGUGGAAGGAGUUUCACUCAGCUUGGAAACUUUAAAGUCCACAUGAGAGUUCACAAUGGAGAGAAGCCUUACACCUGCCAACAGUGUGGAAAGAGUUUCACUCAGAAAGGAAGCCUUAAAAAGCACAUGAGCAUUCACACCGGAGAAAAGCCGUACACUUGCCAACAGUGUGGAAAAGGUUUCACUCAGCAAGGAAGCUUUAACAGGCACAUAAGAGUUCACACUGGAGAAAAACCUUACACAUGCCCUCAGUGUGGAAAGAGUUUCAGUCAAAAAGGACACCUUAAAGACCACAUUAGCAUUCACAUUGAUGCAAGCUCCUUCACCUGCAAACAGUGUGGAAAACGUUUUAACAGAAAAAACAACCUUGAAGUCCACAUGAGCAUUCACACUGAAAAUAGCUCUUUUACCUGCCAACAGUGUGGAAAAAGUUUUAACAGGAAAAAAUACCUUAAUUCCCACAUGAAAAUUCACACUGGAGAGAAGCCUUACUUGUGCCCUCAAUGUGGAAUAAGCUUCAACCAAGCAGGAAACCUUAACAGGCACAUGAGAAUUCACACUGGAGAGAGCCCUUUCACUUGCAAACAGUGUGGAAAAUGUUUCACUGGAAAAGGAAGCUUUGAAAGGCACACAAGAGUUCAUACUGGAGAGAAGCCUUACACAUGCCCUCAAUGUGGAAAGAGUUUUACACAUAAACCAACUCUUAAUAUCCACAUGAGAAUUCACACCGGAGAGAAGCCUCACACCUGCAAUCUGUGUGGAAAGAGUUUCACUGAUAAAGGAAACCUCAAAGUGCACAUGAGAAUUCACACUGGAGAGAGCUGUUUCACCUGCCAAAAGUGUGGACAGAGUUUCACUCAAAAAGGAAACCUUAAAAAACACAUGAGGAUUCACACCAAAGAGAAGCCUUACACCUGCAAACUGUGUGGAAAGAGCUUCACAGCAGCACUAAACCUGAAACGACAUUUGCAAACUCACUCUGGAAAGAAACUGCGGAGUUCUGAAUGUAGUAAGAGGUUUAGAAAAGGGAGAAAUUUCAAAAAUCACGCAUCUAUUCACUCUGGAGGCAGGCCGUUUAAUUGCGAUCAGUGUAAUAAAAGAUUUCUUUUGCCUUUACACUUACAGAUACACUUAAAAAGUCAUGCAGAUGUGAAACCACAUUCUUGUUCUUUGUGUGGAAAGAGUUUCAAAUGGCUCAGCAAUUUAAAAUGGCACCAGAAAAUACUCAUCUGUGUAAAAUCGAGGCUGCAUUCACACCGCAGCUGAAUGUGGGCCAAAUCUGAACAUUCCUAUUAAAGUGUGAGAAUUAAUUUGAAGCAAGAUAUUUUACAUCAUAACUUGUUAAAUAUGGAUUUUUUUUUUUUUUUACUCGAACGCAAUGCUUCAUUUCAAUGUUGCGAUACUGACAAAGAUACUCUUUAUUUCUGUAUUCACUUAAGCACUUUCAAGAGUCCAGUUCUCGAAAGUGCUUAUCUGAAUACAGAAAUAAAAAGUAUCUUUGUCAGUAUCGCAUUUUUUUUUCUCCUUCUUUCACUCUUUGUGACAAGAUGUAAAAGUUUUCCUGUGUUAUAGUUUAUUGACUGGUUAUCUGUUGAUUAUUUGCAACAAUAUAAUUGGAAACUGAACAAAAAACUUUGUUGUGCAUUUAUUGUUGGUGUAAAGAGAAAAAUAUUUUGUAUGUACCGGUGGGUUUUAGAGCUGUCUGGGGGUUUUGACCAGUGCCUCACCCCAAACACCAAACAUUUUAAUUUAGGUCAGUUUGUUUAAUUUGAUUUAAAUUCUUAUUUCUGGGUGUUGCCACCGUUGCACUAUAAAGGCGUGAUAAAAUGCAUGAAAGCAGCAUGACCAUCUGGGCAACUC
Ctenopharyngodon idella (grass carp) is the source of this 2457-nucleotide messenger RNA. RefSeq names its product gastrula zinc finger protein XlCGF26.1-like. NCBI's taxonomy places the organism in Eukaryota, Metazoa, Chordata, Actinopteri, Cypriniformes, Xenocyprididae. The transcript has 3 exons. The record is from RefSeq and is a predicted model, not a curated record. The coding region runs from base 166 to 1863 and encodes 565 amino acids.